AAUUUAGGUGCAUGUCACUGCUGUUACUGCGCUGAAUAUGUUACAUGCUAUUACUACUACGCCUUGUAAUCAACAACGCUGGCGUUUCUUCAACACCUACCAUAUGGUUGUAUGAAGAAUCGGGUAGUGGUGAAAUUUGCUUUUUCCUUUGCUUGAAAUAAUAAAUUUAUUCUUUUUAUUGUUUCAUCCUAUUAUAUCUCAAGCGUUCUCGCGCUUUGUUAGAUUCUAGAUUGCGGUCAUUGGUCGAUCUAUUAUCCAUCGAUCGAUCUGUCUUAUACCAUUACCAUUAGCAUCUCCCCCCUUUUAUCGAUAGCGGAGCAUCAUCGUCGCAUUGCAUUAAUCUACAUUGUGCAUUUUGACUUAUACAGCUCAUCUACUAUCUACACAUAUAUACAAUCAACCCACAAGACUCGAUCUAUCCAAAAUGAGCUCCACCGAAGCCGUCGUCCCCUCCACAGCGGACCUACCAUCCGGGGACCCAAUCCCCUCCGCCAGCGCCGCACCGCCAUCCAAACCGCGCCCGUUCCCAAUCCGCGACGUCAUCGCCGCGGCGCCCUCCAACAUCGAUGCUUUCCUAGCGCACGUACAGCGCUGUCUUCAGACACCCUCCGGCAUCGACACAACCCUCCUCUUCCUAUGCUACGCCUCGCGCCUCUCAGCCGGUAUCCUCGAAUCCGUCUCGCGCCCCGCGAUCAAGCGCUCCGCGCAACAACUCCUCGCCCUCGCCGCUAGUCUCCCGCCCUCUGCUACUUUGGUGUUUACUAGCAAGACGUUUCCGUCGCAUGGCGUGACGGUGAUCCUGGAGUUGGCGAAGAGGUUGAGGGCUUUUAGUGCGAUGUUGAGUGAGGUGCGCACGUUUAUGCGGUUGUGGGGGCUGUUGAAUAUGUACUUCUGGCUAAGACGGCUUGUGCUGGAACGGAGAGCUAGGAAGGCUGCGCAGAAGGAGGGUGUGGAGGUGAAGAAGACGGAUGCUGUUGAGACGACAAUUUCUUGGUUCCAGCUUUCUACUUGCAUCGUCUUUCAGGCGCUCGAGAAUGGCGCGUAUCUCUCGUCUAAGGGCGUUUUGGGUUGGUCUCCGACGACCCAGCGCCGUGCCUCAUUAUGGAGCGCCCGUUUUUGGGCUGCGUUUGUGGGAGUUGAGGUCGGAAGACUGUUCUAUGAGUCGCAUAAACGCGGAUCGCGCACUAGGGCUGAGAAAUUCGGUGAUGGAAAGACAGCGGCCGAAGUCGAGGCGGAAGAAACUGAAUGGGCAAGUACAUGGCGCAGGACUGUGACGAGGAAUUUGGCCUGGGCCCCGCUUACCCUGCAUUGGAGCACGGAGGGUGGAUUACUAGAUGAUUUGGCGGUGGGGGCGCUGGCAUGUGUGCCGGGCGUUCUCGGGAUUAGGGAUUUGUGGAGGAGAACGGCGGAGUAAAGCUCAUCUUGAACGUAUGGUGUUUAAUAGUGUAGGAUUUGGGUGAAAGGUUGGGGAAUAUAGGUUUAAGACCUAUAUCUGAGACGUGAUGUAGGUCUCGAAGGAGCAGGCCAUUGUCACUGGCUUCUUUACAUCGAAGCAUUAGGAAGAUAAAACUUCCUACAUUUGGGGUUAGAAGGCUUUCAUCUUUAUAUUGCUACGUAAAGCGGAUUUCAUAGCACGUAUAGACCACCAAAAUGCCCGGCCGAAUAUUGCGUUGGCUCUUGAUAGGGGCUACAAUAGAGGCCUAUACAUUUUUUUUUUUAAAAAAAAAUGACCUCGGCCAAAUACAACGAUAAAUAAAGUGGAAGUCAAUUAUAUCUAUCACAUUUAA
Messenger RNA from Hypoxylon trugodes, 1787 nucleotides. RefSeq lists its product as uncharacterized. The record is from RefSeq and is a predicted model, not a curated record. NCBI's taxonomy places the organism in Eukaryota, Fungi, Ascomycota, Sordariomycetes, Xylariales, Hypoxylaceae. The transcript has a single exon. The coding region runs from base 425 to 1414 and encodes 329 amino acids.